Racocetra persica is the source of this 231-nucleotide messenger RNA. NCBI's taxonomy places the organism in Eukaryota, Fungi, Glomeromycota, Glomeromycetes, Diversisporales, Gigasporaceae. The record is from the annotation of a GenBank genome assembly.
GCAAUCUACAGUAAUCCUACAGUUACUUCUGUUGAACACACCACCGCUACUAUUACUAAUCCUGAUGUACCGAUUAGUACUGGUACUAAUAAAUUAUCAAAUCGGUGGACAUCACCUGAAAUUCGAAUACUUAUUGAGGAAGUCGGAAAUCAUCAACAAGCUUUACAAAAGGCAAAAGAUCCGCAAGAGAAAGGAAGAAUUUGGGAUACUACAUAUCGGUCAAAAUAUUGA